Messenger RNA from Triticum turgidum subsp. durum (durum wheat), 492 nucleotides. Lineage: Eukaryota; Viridiplantae; Streptophyta; Magnoliopsida; Poales; Poaceae. The record is from the annotation of a GenBank genome assembly.
AUGGAUUACCCGAUGCGGGGGGUGCAGCAGCACCAAGGAUUCCGGGCGGUUCAUCCAUGGCAGUGGUGGCAGUGGCAGCUCUCCGUCCUGGCUUCUUCCUCUUCGCCUCCGGCUCCGUCGACGCGGCCGCCCAACCACGUCAGCUGGGAUGAGACCGGCGCCGCGCAUAUCUACUCCGCCGACCUCCCCGGCGUGAGGAAGGAGGAGAUCAGGGUGGAGAUUGAGGACGGGAGGUACCUCGUCAUACGCACCGAGCUGGACGCUGGUGACGCGGAAGUCCACGGCCGCCGAGGCAGCUUCGCGAGGAAGUUCCGGCUGCCGGGGAUGGUGGACGCCGACGGCAUCACGGCCGAGUACGGCCACGGCGUAGGCAUUUCCUAUAUGGCGCCCGUUGCACCCGUUACAGGCGUCGGCGCAAACGGGCGCACACCCCGCCUCCUUCCAUCGAUGCGACAUGGGCCAGCCCAUUUAACUUUUUUCUUCUUCUGUUAA